AUGACAUCCCCAGGCCCCGACGUCAAUGUCACAAGCGAUGUGCUAAGGGAUCCGCAGCAACCUCAUGUUGAGUCCCACGUUGUGUCCAACAACUCGCCCGACCACACCAAGUCAUCUCAUAUCACCGAUGACUUGCUGAUUACAAAUGCUACGGUGCCUACGGGCCCCGAUGACCAUAAGGAAGAUGAUGAGGAGUCAUCGUUUUUCUGCUCGGAUGAAGAACCGGAGCCACGGGCUCCACGCCGAAAGCGUCGACAAGGCCCAGGCUUUCCUCCAUACAUAGUCAAGCAUCGUCGCGCUUAUUGGGGCUGCCCCCAUUGGCAGAUCUCAGAAGAAGAGUGCCAAGAGCACGAGCGUGAGGAACAGAACGAGGACGAGGAUGAGGAUGAGGAGGAGGAGGAGGAGAAAAUGAGGAAAAAGGCGGAUGAGGAGUGGGCGCGCUUUAUGGGCGACCGUGCACAGCGUCAGCGCUCCCGGGCCGCUCAGAAGUAG
Molecule: messenger RNA, 492 nt
Organism: Coniophora puteana RWD-64-598 SS2
Lineage: Eukaryota; Fungi; Basidiomycota; Agaricomycetes; Boletales; Coniophoraceae
Exons: 2
Coding region: 1-492 (163 amino acids)
Source: RefSeq, a predicted model, not a curated record